CUCUCAGUCUAUUAAAAACUGUUGCUAUACAAAAAAUAUGGCGACACUUUUCAAUGACUAAGUCAAAGAUGCUACGUGGCAACAGUUACUAUCCUAUUUAAAAAAAAAAAAGAAUGGGUGUUGAAAAAAAUCUGUAGGCGGGUCGUCAAUUGGUAAAAUUUCAGUAGGAGGUUCAAUAUUUUGCUUUCCCACUCUCUUUUCAUCUUUUCUUAGUGUUCUAUAAAAUCCCCAAAUUCUCGUCAAAAAAAAAAUAAAAUCCCCAAAUUAAACCUAAAUUCGUUUCUCUCUCCUCACUUUCACUUCUCAAACUACAAUUAAUUGGUGAAUUUAGUUGAGAUUUCAAAGAUUGGGCAAAAGGGGGCUGAAUAUUCACAGUUUAGCGGAAUAUUUAUGCUAUUUUCAAGAUCGACAUACGAGAAUGAUGAAGAAUGGAAGUAAGAAGCCUGAAAUUGCCUCAAAGUCCAUUUUAACAUCUUAUGAGAAAGUUAGGUCCAUGACAAUAGAAAAAAAUGCCCAGAAGUUUAGAGAGUUAGGGCUCGACAAGAUUGCUCAGCAACUGUUGGAAAAAAGUAAGAAUUUUGCAAAAGGAAAGGAGAAUGUGAAUUCUAAUGUAGAUGAUCCAGACUAUGUGCCUGAUAAAGAAAAUUGUGACCUUGAGGAGUUUGAGAAGUCUAGAGAGAGAGAUGUUUUAAUUGAAGCAGCAACCUCUAUACCUAAGAAGAAGGAAAGAACUAGAGAGCAACCACCUAGGAAGAAUAAGAAGCAGCCAUUGUGACCAUCUAUGGCAAUGGACAAUUUCCUUGUUACGCAAAAUCAAAUGGAUCCAGUUGAAGUACAACAAAUAGAGCAAGAUGUACAACAAUUGGAGUAAGUUCGACAAAAUUCUAAGCGUCCACUUUCGAUCAUUGUCCCACUAGAAAGCCGAGGAGAAUCUAUUUCCGCACAAGAGCAAGUACAUACUUCCUGUUGAAGCUAAGGAUUGGGUAAUGGAGACUCUUGAUCAAUCUUGGAGAGGAUUCAAAUGUCGCCUCAAAAGAGAUCAUUAUUAUAUGUAUGACACCUAGAAGAGAGAUUGAAGCAUCCUCCUGAAAGAGUGCCCGAAGCACAUUACAAAACACUUUUAGCUUAUUGGGGGACAACAAUAGCAAAGAAAACCAGUUUGCAAAAUUCUGAAAAUCGGCGUGAACAAGACAACAUACAUACAAAUGGUCCUGUUUCCUUUGCCAUGAAACAUGAGCAGUUGCUACGGAAAGUUGUUGUGGCACCAUCAAAAAGAAGAAUGAUUGAAGAGACUCGACGACGAAAGGAGGGAAGAACUUAUGAUCGGCCUUAUGAUGAUACACAACAAAAGAUACAAGCAAUGAGGGAAUUGGAAGCUUCUCAAGAUGAUCAGAGUGGUGAAUCUAUUAAGGACCCAUUUGAUGAAGUUAUGGGAAAUGCACGUCGAGGUACAGAAUUAUUACAAGGACUUGGUGCCACUCGUAAGAAGCGAAAAGAUAAAGGACCUAGUACCUCUUUGAUUCUACCAGAAGAGGUCAUGGAGUCUAUCAAAAGUGCUGUAACUGCUGAUGUUCAAAAGGAUAUAAAUGAUGAAAUUGAAGAAUUUUCCAAGGAAAAAGAAGUUCAUGCUCCACAAGAAGCUGAAAUAGAGAGGAAAACAAAGGAGCUUGAAUUUGAGACCUUAAAACUGCAAGAGAUACGCAUGGAUAUUGCAAAUCAACAAGGAAAUAUAACUCUUGAUGCAGUAAUAUCGGCAUUGCACAACUACGCCAAAAAGAUCCUAGCUUAACUCCAGAAAUUAUUGCAAAAGCUAUCGUUUCAACGAUUACAAAUGAUCCAUAAAUUAUAUUAUUUAAGAUUAUGAACAGGUAUGUUAUUCCAUUUACAUGUUAUCUUAGAAUGCCUUUGGUUGCCGAGUUGGAUGUUAGACCAAAGAUCAUAAUUAGGUGGUUUAAAUUCGAUAAUUUUUAUGUGUUUGCAUAUGCUAAAAAAGGCGUUGGAAUUUGCAGGGUGUUAAAAAGCUAAUAUAUAUGCAUGCCAAUGGUUUACAUAUUUGUUCAGUAUUGUUCAAGUACUACUUUAUAUGGUAUAAUGGAUAAUCCAGAAACUUGAGCUUUGUGUUAUAAAAUAUGUGCUUACUGGCAUUAUUGUUUUUGAUGAUUAUACGAUUGAAAACUCAAUUUCUUUCCUCUUCUCGAAACUAGGCAUCAAAACUAAUGAUUCUGCUAAGCCAAAUUGUUUUAGUGUUUUGAUAAUGUAGUAUCUACGAUUAUACAAAUUUAUGAUCUUUUGAUGUUACUUAUACUCUUGUGAUGUUGCUACAGUACCUCCAUCUUGCCUUUUUAAGAUGAAAUAUUUUUUAUUUUCAUUUUUUGCUCACUACAAAAGUAAUUUCUAGUGUUUUGAUAAUAAUUUUCCAUAAAUAAUUCAUUGGAGA
Molecule: messenger RNA, 2437 nt
Organism: Chenopodium quinoa (quinoa)
Lineage: Eukaryota; Viridiplantae; Streptophyta; Magnoliopsida; Caryophyllales; Amaranthaceae
Exons: 7
Coding region: 1226-1789 (187 amino acids)
Source: RefSeq, a predicted model, not a curated record